Messenger RNA from Leishmania mexicana MHOM/GT/2001/U1103, 921 nucleotides. RefSeq lists its product as hypothetical. NCBI's taxonomy places the organism in Eukaryota, Euglenozoa, Kinetoplastea, Trypanosomatida, Trypanosomatidae. The record is from RefSeq and is a predicted model, not a curated record. The coding region runs from base 1 to 921 and encodes 306 amino acids. Gene Ontology annotation, cellular component: cytosol. The transcript has a single exon.
AUGGCAGUCGCUUCGAAGGGCCGGAUUGCUGAUGUGAACCAGGAGGAGCUGACAAAGAUUGGGCCAAAGAUCGAUGACGUUCUUUCCAUUUGUUUGGCUAGCUUCGACAGCCUGCGUGAUAUGGCAUUCAAGUUCCAGUACGAGCAAGCUGCUGAAAAGGCAGCCUACCAAAGUGGCGAGACAAAGCCCGAUCCUAUGACGCAACUGAUGCACGUGCUGCAGCGGAUGGUCGAUUUGACUUUAGGUACUGCGAGGGCCGUGUACGACCAAACGCUGCUGGAGUGGAGGCGGCGCAAGGGCGAAGGGGACGCGAACUCGCCGGCCUCGCAGCUUGCCUCAUCUCAGUCCAUGACGUCCCCUGAGGUGCUCCGAAACAGUAGUGUGGAGGAUUUUGCGGCAGGCUCUCUCGCGUGGAUUGAGCGAGGCUCUCACCUCUCUCUCCUCUCCCUCGAGGUUCUCUCCUCUGUUCUGCUUGCUCACCACUACCUCCGAAAAGAUUUGCAGAAGUACAUGCUAGAUUUCAAUGCCCUUGACUACCUAGAAAAGGUGUUUAGUAUGGAACGCGAUCACGAGCUCUGCUACUUUCCAGAGGGCUUCAAGACUGAGUGCAUGCGCCUCAUAGCAAAUUUGACCCACAACAACGUCGAUGUGAACGUGGCGCUUGUCAAGCGCGACACGUUUCUGUUCAACAUCCUGUCCGCUACUCAGAUUGACGAGGAGAAUCCAGGCAUGGUAGAAUGGGCCGAGUUUGCUAUCCGCAACAUCUGCGAAUCGUCCGCUGCGGCGCGAGAAAAAAUACGAAAGCUAGCUCCGCAAGGCGUCACAGAUCAAAGCCGUGGGAUUCUUGCCGGAAGGUGCAGCUACUCCUUCUCCAGCAGCGGGAAGGUUCAACUGCAUACCCAAAAACCACCCCUGGACUAG